Messenger RNA from Triticum turgidum subsp. durum (durum wheat), 369 nucleotides. NCBI's taxonomy places the organism in Eukaryota, Viridiplantae, Streptophyta, Magnoliopsida, Poales, Poaceae. The record is from the annotation of a GenBank genome assembly.
AUGGCCCGGAUCAAGGUGCACGAGCUGAGGGGGAAGAACAAGGCGGAGCUGCAGGGCCAGCUCAAGGACCUCAAGGCGGAGCUCUCCCUCCUCCGCGUCGCCAAGGUCACCGGCGGCGCCCCCAACAAGCUCUCCAAGAUCAAGGUGGUGCGCACCUCGAUUGCGAGGGUGCUCACGGUGAUCUCGCAGAAGCAGAAGUCGGCGCUGAGGGAGGCGUACAAGAACAAGCGUCUCCCGCUCGACCUCCGCCCCAAGAAGACCCGCGCCAUCCGCAGGCGUCUCACCAAGCACCAGCUCUCUUUGAAGACGGAGAGGGAGAAGAAGCGCGAGAAGUACUUCCCCAUGAGGAAGUAUGCUAUCAAGGCCUAG